AUGACGCUUCGUCCUCCAACUCGCAAACCUCCACCUCCACCCCCACGGCGUGUUACCAACAGACUGUCAAACUCUGAUAAAGGAUGUGAAAUUCAGGACAAGCCACUUGGAAUCGCCGGUCGAAUUGCCAAUCUGCGUUUGAACCAAGUUGGAUUGAAUCCGACACGAAGGGAAACGAAAGCUUCGGAGUCGAAAACUUCUGCCGAAGAGCUGGUUGUCCAGGUUGAGGAAGCUAUCGUUGAGGAACCUGUGGGGCCAUUUAUACGGGCACAUAAGCCUACUUGGGAAGAAAUAGAAUCCAGAGGACCUGCUUUUGUGCGUGCUAUAUGUCGCAAAGCACCACCGAUACCAGGCAAGGACAGCCCUACGCCGCCUGUGCCAGUCAGGAGAUUACCUCCCAUGUCUACCCGCCUCCCUACUCCUCCUCCCGAACCCGAGCCCGGAACUUACCAUGACGUGGUCCAUGAUGAACUGGAAGGAGUGGAUCGGAUGCACGAUAGUUGCAUAAAAUGCCACGAUUUCUCCUUCAUAGACGACCAUGCUGCACAAUUUCCCCGACAUACUGUGACCUCGUUAGAACAACUUGCCUGUGAUCUGACUUCCCCAUGGCAAUCAGAAACAGAAAAAUUCAGAGCUAUAUUCACUUGGUUACACCACAACGUAGCAUACGACACACAAGCGUUUUUCUCAGGAAAUGUUAGAGCUGCAACUCCCAAGUCUACAUUCCAGUCUGGACUGGCGGUGUGUGACGGAUAUGCCGGGCUAUUUGUGACUUUGGCAGAGUAUGCAGGGUUACAGGCACUCAAGGUUUCUGGUCAUGGAAAAGGUUUUGGUUAUGUUGCUCCAGAUGUCAACGCCCCUGCCCCGCAAUUCGAGAUGAAUCACGCAUGGAACUGCGCUCUUAUGGACGGAGAAUGGCGCCUUGUCGAUAGCUGCUGGGGUGCGGGGGCUCUUGACGGGCUUUCAUAUCACCCUCGGUUCACUCCAUCAUGGUUCACGUCUACUAAUGCAGAAUUCGGGAAGCGUCAUUAUCCUGAAGAUCCCGGUUAUCAGCUCGUGUCUGAAGGUGAAGGAGGUGUGAUUUCAUGGGAAGACUACAUCCUAGUCCCUGAACCUCCAGUCAUCUUUGGUGACUUUCAUGAACACAGUUUCUCACCGCAUUUUCUGCAACCCGAUGUGAAAUCUGUACAGGGAGGAACAACGGUCAGCUUUCAUUUAUUCAAACUCUGCGAGCACAUGUCCACAGCACAAGCAGACAACUAUGUGUACUUCGUCAAUACACCCGAUGAUAACAGGAUGCCAUUGACUCUGAAUGACGCAGGUGGAUGGAGUGCGAAUGUAUUCAUACCCCGUGGGGCAGGAGGAGAAGUUUCCAUUUUUUAUGUGAAGGAGGUGAACGGUCAGGACGCGAGAGGUCUGGGUGUGCAGGGCUUCAAGGCAGUCAUGGGUAAGAAAGCCAUGUCUUUCGGAGGCCUGUGUCGAUGGAUCGUCGCGUAG
This is a messenger RNA of Marasmius oreades (fairy-ring Marasmius), 1497 nucleotides long. RefSeq lists its product as uncharacterized. Lineage: Eukaryota; Fungi; Basidiomycota; Agaricomycetes; Agaricales; Marasmiaceae. Bases 1 to 1497 code for a protein of 498 amino acids. The record is from RefSeq and is a predicted model, not a curated record. The transcript is spliced from 2 exons.